This is a messenger RNA of Phoenix dactylifera (date palm), 1312 nucleotides long. The record is from RefSeq and is a predicted model, not a curated record. NCBI's taxonomy places the organism in Eukaryota, Viridiplantae, Streptophyta, Magnoliopsida, Arecales, Arecaceae.
GCACAUGGGAUAUCUCUCCAACUCACAGAGGGCAUGCUCUUGGUGGUCCUCUCUCAUGCGUGCAACUCUUCUACUCUUGUGUCUUUUUGUGCUCUCAUCUCCCCAAUCUCCUGCUAUUACCACCAGCACUGCAACCUCCUUGGUGGGGAACAACAGCAAAAGCGUAAGCGACCACUCAGCUCUCAUUUCAUUCAAGUCCCAUAUAUAUGAUGAUCCAUAUGGGGCUCUGUCCUCCUGGGACAACAAGUCGCUUCAUUUCUGCCAGUGGCAAGGCGUCACAUGUGGUAGUCGGCACCCUGAGAGGGUCAUUGCUCUGGACUUACCCUCUCUGGGCUUGUCCGGCACCAUAUCACCAUCCAUAGCCAAUCUAGCCUUCCUCAGAAGACUGAGUCUCCAACAUAACAAACUCGACGGAUCCAUCCCUCAAGAGCUCGGCCAUUUGCACCAGCUGCAACUUCUCAACCUAAGCGUGAAUUUUCUAGAAGGACAAAUUCCAUCCAGUCUUGCGAACUGCAGACAUCUGAGUUGGAUUCACUUGGGCGACAACCUCCUCAGCGGACAGGUGCCCCAAGAGUUGGGAUCACUUCCCCAGCUUAUUGACUUGGUCCUCCCAACGAAUAAUCUUACGGGAGCCAUGCCAACAUCUUUGGCCAACCUCUCCUCUUUGGACAACCUCGACUUGUCGCACAACAUGAUUACGGGCGGCAUCCCACCUUGGGUAGCGAACCUGACCUCUGUCACCAGGCUUUUUCUUGGAUUGAACCCUCUGUCCGGAGGCAUUCCAUCUUCAUUAUGUCGUCUGCCCUCCCUUGCUAGGCUCGAUGUACCAGAAAACCAGUUAUCAGGCAUGAUUCCUCCCUGUCUCUACAAUCUCACAAGCAUCCGUAUCUUGAGUGUGGGGUUCAACAGUCUCGGAGGGAUCAUCCCAUCUGACAUAGGUAGCACUCUUCCCCACCUCAGAUAUCUCGACAUGCUCGGCAAUCACUUCAUCGGACUUAUCCCUUCUUCAUUAUCCAAUUCCUCGGGACUGCUUCGCAUACGGUUCCAAUCAAACAAUCUCCAUGGAAAAAUCCCUCGUAACCUUGGAACCUUACAGAACCUGUCGAUCCUGGGACUUUCCGAGAACCAACUAACAGCCAAGGAGGCCGAUGAUUGGAGCUUCCUCACCGCUCUAACCAACUGCAGCAAAUUGACAAAACUAGAGAUCGGCAACAACAGCCUCUCAGGUGUCUUACCCAAUACCUCUCCACAGAUAUCCAGAUCCUCGAUUUUUCGCAGAACCAGAUAUCUGGAAGCCUGCCUUCAGAUAUAG